Apis cerana (Asiatic honeybee) is the source of this 2070-nucleotide messenger RNA. Its product is annotated as putative glucosylceramidase 4. Gene Ontology annotation, molecular function: glucosylceramidase activity. The record is from RefSeq and is a predicted model, not a curated record. Gene Ontology annotation, biological process: glucosylceramide catabolic process. NCBI's taxonomy places the organism in Eukaryota, Metazoa, Arthropoda, Insecta, Hymenoptera, Apidae.
CUUUAAAUUGUAAAACAAAUAAUACUUUAUUAGUUCGUUAAUAUCGAUAAAUUUCUAUAUUUAUUUUGUUUAACAAACAUUAUUAUAAAGAUAAGAAAUAAUAGACAACAUACAAAUACAGAUAAUAUAUCACUUAUAUGAAUAGCAUAUCAGUUUUACUUUAUUUUCAUUCGAAAAAGUAUAAAAGAAAACAUCUAGGUAAUUAUACAUUAGUUACAAUUCUUUCCUCAUAAAUUCGUUUUUUAGCAAUGAACACCAAAGACGUCUGGACUACACUUUUAUUUAUAAUUUCCUUUUUCUUCAAACAAAGUAUCGCAAACGAUUGUGUGCCUUACCGUGUAGAUGACGAAAUAAUCGCGUGUGUCUGCAAUGCGACAUAUUGCGAUGGUAUACCGGAUAAUAGUCCGGAAGUACCUACGGAAGGUAAUUCCUAUUGGUACGUGUCAAAUAAGCAAGGGCUGCGAAUGAAGGUGUCAGAAAUAAAGUUUGACAGUUGUGAGAACUUCGACGCGGAUACAACAAUCACCGUAGACAGUAAGAAAAAAUAUCAAAAGAUAAUUGGAUUUGGGGGCGCAUUUACCGAUGCCACUGGUAUAAACAUAGCGAAACUCAGUCGAGCUACUCAGAAUCAAUUGAUUCGAGCGUAUUAUGAUCCGAAAAAAGGAAGCAGAUAUACAUUGGGCCGUGUACCUAUUGGCUGCACCGAUUUCUCUACAAGAAUUUACACGUACGACGAUGUUCCCGGUGAUACUUUGUUAAAAAACUUUUCCCUUGCACCGGAAGAUUACAAUUACAAGAUACCAUAUGCAAAAUUAGCUAUUGAAUUAAAUCCUGAAGUAUUAUUGUUCGCCGCUGCAUGGAGUGCCCCAUUGUGGAUGAAACAAUUCGACAACAAUAUCACUUAUUUAAAAGAAGAACACUACGAAACCUACGUUAAUUAUUUGAUUAAAUUUUUGGAUAAAUAUAAAAGAAACGGUCUUGAUAUAUGGGGAAUUACACCUAGCAAUGAACCGUUACUCGGUUUUAUGAUCAACGAUUCAAAUAUUAGUAUGACAUGGAUACCUGAAACACAGGCUAAUUGGAUUGCUAACUAUUUCGGCCCGACUUUGGCAUCAUCACCGUUUAAUAAAACGUUACUUUUAACUUACGACGAUAACAGAAACAAAAUAAUCGAAUAUGUCGAAACAGCGAUUAAGAUUGGAGGAAAAUAUAUUGCUGGAAUAGGUGUACAUUGGUAUCAAGAUUUAAUUUAUCCUGUAACUGUCGUAGAUUAUAUACACGAGAAAUUUCCUGACAAAUUUAUUCUUAUGACCGAAGCAUCCAUAUUUGAUUCAAUAUGGACUUCUAGCAGUAAACUUAAAUCAGAAGCAUGGCAGAGAGGCGAAAAAUAUAUUUUAAGCAUAAUAGAUUACAUGAAUCAUUGGUCAGUUGGAUGGGUAGAUUGGAAUAUGGUUCUGGAUAAAACUGGUGGACCAACCGUUACUAAUAACAAACUCGACGCUCCUAUUAUCGUAAAUCCAGAAACCGAUGAAUUUUAUAAACAACCUUUGUAUUAUGCUAUCAAACACGUUAGCAGAUUCGUUGAUAGAGGUUCUUUCCGAAUUUCUAUUACUGAUAAUAAUUCGGUCAACUCUACAGCUUUUCUUACACCUUCGGGAGAAACGGUUGUUGUAUUAUACAAUGGGGCCACUUCUACAAAACGUAUAAUUCUAAAGGAUUUGCAAAAAGAUAAUAAACUUUGCUUGGAAUUAUCUCCGCAGUCUAUGAAUACUUUAAAAUAUAAAUAAUAAAAAUUUUUUUAAUAUUACUUUAAUCUAAAUCACGAUUAAAGUAGGAAGAAGAAGCAAUAAAAAUCAAAUAGAAUAAAAUAAAUAAAAUAAAUAGAAAUAUUUUAUAAGCAUUUUUAUAAACAUAAAUGCUUUUAUAUAUUUUAUGUCAAAUUCUUAUAUAAGAAUUUAAAUAAUAAAUUAGAUAUCUUAUAAUAUUAUAUAAAAAAAUAAAAAAAAUAAAAUAUCUUAUAAGAUUAUUAUAAAAAAAUAAAAAAAAUAAAAUAAUUUCUUUUAAAUUGUA